AUGGUAAGAACUAUAUUAGUAGACGAUGCGUUACUUCAAUACCUCCACACCGUAGCGAACGACAACAUUUACGCCGUAGGAUUAAUUUUAGGACAGUCGUGUUUAAGCAAAGACUACGUCGUACACUUCGCCAAAACGCCUCCUUAUCAAUCGCAGGACGAUAAAAAAUCGCAGAAAACCCCAAACAAACCAAACAGCUUGGAAGAUUUCAACGAAGGGUGGCUGGCCGACCACGCGCGCCAGGCCACCCGGAUGCUACCCGGAGGCAUGUAUGUACUCGGCAUAUUCGUCGUAUCCCCCGAAGACGUAUUCUCUCCGUUCAACACCAAAAUCAAAUCAUUAUUACAUUCCGUGUACUCCACGUUGAACGACAACGAGUACUUGUUCGGCAGCCCGAGCACUGAUAAACUGAUAGUACAUCAAUCGUCGAAAACCCAACGAUAUUCCAGCAGAAGCUACGAUGUAUUAAGUCGCAACGUGCAAAACGUAGAGCUCAAAACGUCCCCGAAGAAAUGGAUAAGUAUCCGAUGCGAUUUCGAGAUAAACGAGCUGCGAUUCCUGUCGAAGAACCAAUCCGAUUGGCCGUUGGAGAAGCAUAUGAAGGCCAUUUUGAACGACAUAUCCAACGUACUCGAUUCCGCUACGUUCCUCUACGAUGGCGAAUACAAAGAUAAAGACAGCACUUUGGAGAAUGUGAGCAAAAAGAAAGGAAAGAGCAGAUCCGAUAAGAAUGUAGCCGAAUCCGGUGAUGCUUCGAAACCCUGGCAAGUUUCCGUAUUGCAAAACACUAGUUCGAGUGCUGCUUUGUUUUCCGAAGACAGCGUAUCAGAUUGUGAAGGGAACUUCAGGUUGAUCGGAAAAGUGGUUUCGAACUUGUGGAUGCAACCUAAAAUGACAGUAUCGGAAAUCUCUACGGCCGUUAAAGAAGACAUUCUGAGGAGUUUAUUUUCGAGAUUAGAGUUGCAUUGGGAUUCGUUGAUCGAAGGAGAGAAUUCCGAAGAUAUAAGCAGCGUUCACGAGCCGCCUAGAAGGGUGUUGAUACCUCUACCGGACAGCGAAAUAGCCCUUUCAGAUUAUUUGUUUCCGGGCGAAGGAUCCCAAGAGACUAAAGUAUCGUUAGAGGAGUUAUUGGAUAUUAAAAUUAAAGGGAGAUUGAAUAUAAACGAUGUGGAAGGUCAAGCCGAUAUUGAAGAUUACUACAAAGGUGCAUCGGUUAGCGAUAAUGAGGAAAUUUCGUUAAAAAUAACAACAUACUCUAAUUAUUCGAUGUACGUAAUAGGAUUGAUCGUAUCGCUCGUCGUUCUCGUUACAGCCGUUCUGUUUAAAUUUUUUAUGUAA
Phyllotreta striolata is the source of this 1338-nucleotide messenger RNA. NCBI's taxonomy places the organism in Eukaryota, Metazoa, Arthropoda, Insecta, Coleoptera, Chrysomelidae. The record is from the annotation of a GenBank genome assembly.